AUGUUUUUUUCUUCUCUAGGAGAUGACCCAUUCCUGGCCUCCUCCUCUUACUGCUAUUCACACUCCUGGAAAGGCUGAACAGACCAAGUUUUCUAUCCCAAGCAAGGACUCCCAACAUCUGACCUCAGGAUACAAUGUACAAAAGUGGAGUGAUCCAGGAGGGAAAGUUGCAACUAAGUCAGUGCCACAAAAGUCGAUGCUUGAGGAUGAUCUCAAACUCAGCAGUGAUGAAGAUGACAAUGAACAGACUCCAGAUUUAUGCAAUUUACACUGACCCGGUGUUAUCUCUGAUGUCAACCCUGUGCAGGAAGCCCACGUUUUGUCUCAACCACAACGUAGAAUUGCUCUAAAAGCACUGCUGCUGUACUGUCAGUGCACGUCCUUUAGCCAAAGGCAGGGCGGUGCUGGGAAGCAGUGUUUCCUUGCUCACAGGUCAGAGGCAGCAACUUAGGUGUGCAGCUGUGCCCAAGCUGCAGGAAGCCUCAAACUGCACCAAAACUUCACAAGACUUUACAGCAACAUGUUUGACAGCAUAUGCUGAAAACGAGAGAGCUGCAGUAAGGAGCAUUCAUGUCUAUUCUCAAAGCUUUAUAGUUCACAGAAAAUGUUUUUGUUUCUGUUCUUUUCCUUUAAGCAGUAUGAGUUUCAUGUCACUCUGAGUGAUAAGCGUUGAUUAAUAUCUCCUUAGAUCUCCCAAGUGUCUUCUAAAGAGGCAGAUUAUGGUAUCUAUAUUUAGAGAUUCAAAACAAGAAUGGAUCCAAUCAUGUAAAAAAUAAAUGAACUGUUUGGACACUAAGCACACCAGUCAUAUUUCUUCAGUUUCCUGCACUUAACAAGAAUAAUGUACCUUUCCUAUGUAGCCCACAAGCAUGUCUGUGCGUCAUUUGUAUGUGCAUUACAAAUAGAAAGUAUAAGCAAUAUGAUAUAUACUAUGGGAAAGAAUUCCACAGGUUUUUAGAUUUCCUGGAAAUGUGACUGUAUCUGACUGUCCUUUAAAUUCUUGUCACACUGCAUCCCAGAGUAAGGCCUUGCAAAGCUGAGCAGUAUGGCUGUGCUGCAUCACUCAAGCAUUACACUGACAAUACCUUCACACUUCAGCAGCUUCUGCCAUCACUCUCUAAAGGAAAGAAGGGGGCCUGGGUGUGGAAAGAAGGUUGACCAAGCACAUUGGUCGGACACAUAAACAUCAACAAAGUAACGGCGAUGUUUUUUGUCUGCAAAAUAUUGUUUACAAAAGAUAUGCAGAACAUCCACUCAUGAGGGACGGAUGAGGGUGAUUACAAUAUGCAAAUUAGAAGAUGUUGAAUUUUCAGCUGUGGGUUUAUAAAAAUGUGGGUUUAUAAAAAUAUGUUUUUAUUAACAUAGGAAUUUUGCAUGCAAAUAACUACAGCUGUACACGUGUAUACUUAGAAGGGAUAGAAAGAUUAAAACUCAAAACCAUUGUAACAAUUUAUGCAGCACUGUUCUAAAGAAUCAUUCUCAUUGCAAUUUUUCAGAUUUUUUUCUGCUAUAGGCUUGUAGCUGAAGUGAAGCACAAGCUAGCAUUUACUCGUUUUUAUUUAUAAAAAUACGACAUGUAAAAAACAUAAUCUUUUGACUAGUAUUUCAAGGAAGCUGAAAUUCUUUGAGAACAGCGGCCAGUGGGGAGUCCUAGGACCUAGGCUUGUAUUUGUCUCUUGAGAAUUGCUUGGGACCCUUCAGUACUUGCAUGGAAGGGGCAGUGGUGGCAGUGAUCCAUAAAUGUGCCUUGAUACCAGCUUUUAGUGAAUGUCUAUGGUAUGUGGAGAGUGAUCUAUCAGCUUGUCUUCUGAGACUACUAGUAGUCCAUCUGUCUUGUUGCAAGUCUGUUAGAAGCUUGCCUGCAAUAAACAAAACUCUCAUGUCCUGUACUUUCACUCCUGCAAAUAAGCACACAUAUUUCUGAUCGGCAUUGCACUUAGAGGACCAUGAACCUCGUAUUUUUUCAGUUAUUAUACAGCUCCUUCCUCUUCUCCUCAGUGUUGAGGAGAAACCUAAAUCAUGAUCAUUCUGACCUGAUGAGGCUGAGCCUGAUUUUUUGAUAAAAUGAGGACUAAUAGUUUGAAGCUAGUGAAAGGUAUUUAGUCUAUUUAGAUAGCAUUAGUGGGUUUGUUACUGAAUACACUGUUCACUUUUCAACAUCAACUUUUCAUACAGGCUGGAAGUGGUUUCUAAGGGCUAUGUUCUGGAGAACCCUUCUUAAUUUGAAAAUGUUAGGUCUUCUUGGUUCUGCUAGGAAAAGAAGAGACUAUCCUCUCUAAUUGCACUCCAAAAGGCUUAAGAAACUUCAUCAAGGAAGUGGUGAGUGGAAAUCCAAACUACCUAGAGUCAAACCACUGCACACUGCAAGGAAAAUUCGUGGUUUUCCUCUCUUUUUAGACGCCAUUACUACAUGCUCUGGCAGCUGUGGGCUUGGAAUAGAAGUUCUUAGGCAGGAAGUCCAAUGAGAUUAUCCUCGAGGGUCCCUUCUGAUCUGUAAAUCUUUGGACUGUAUUGAUCAUAGCUAUAGGUCGUGAAGGAAGCUAGAAGUUACUCAACCUCCGGUCAUCAUUUUUUGGGCCUCUCUUGGAGAGACUGCAGUUAUCACCUAUAUCUAACACAUGUAAACACAUCCCACAUCUUCAGUGUAGACAAUUUAGAUCUGGCCACAUGACACAUGCUUUGUCUCUUAGACAAAAUGCUGAUUCUUAUGUCUUUCACUGUGGGUGAUUUGGGAUUAAAGACCCACAGAAAACGACAGGUUAGAUCUGGAAUCAAUUUUCAUUUACAGCUGAGAAGCAGUUAUUGAUGCUGUGCUCACAGUUCAAUAAAAGAUCUAAAGAUAUAGACCUUGUGUUUCUUUUUCAAUAUAAGCAGCAUAAUCAGUCGCAAAUGUUUUUACAAAGAAAAUUGCACUGACAGCUUUAUUAAAAUUGCUGCCUUUAAAGUUUUAAGAUAUCAAAAAUUUGACCUACUCAAAUGGUUUUCAAUAUGCAUACUGACCAACCCAAUGGAUUUUUAUGUCAUAUAUUUAUAAUACCAGGUAUUAUAAAUGUUUAAUAUAUUGUUUGAGAAGUAUUGUUACUUUUAAGCACUGCCUGGGUGUUAAACUCUACAGAGAGGAGCACUGCACUCAUACUGCAUUCAAAGCUCCUCUUGCACAAUAUUUUUUAGGUUGCCCACAACAGAUGGUGUCAAGGCAGAUGACACACAGGUUCAUAGUAAAAACAUUAGCUGACAAGGUAUUUCAGAGAUGCUGCUAUUGAUGCUCUUCUGUAAGAAUAGUGAUUUUUAGAAGGCUUUAUUACUGUGUUAAGAAACUAACUCGGAAAUUAGAAAGAGUAGUGAUUGUUUUCAAUUAGUAGCUUGGUUCAGCUAAAAGAGCUUUGUCUGGAUACAGUAUUAUAAGGAGCUGUAGUGUACUCAGUUUUCUUAACAAGCUCCUCUUUGUUCUUCUGCCUAAGAAAUAGUCCUGUUAACCUCUGAAAUGCAUUCCUAAUUGAAAGCACAUCACUAGUUAUCUGUGUGCAUUUUAACUAAAGAAACUUUGAUACUAACUGCAUUGUUUUCAUGUAAAUAGUAUUUUUGGCAAACAAAUGAGAUGUUUUUCUUUUCUAUUGUAUUGGGUCUUUUUUUCCCCUUCUUCACUUAAUGAUUGUCACCUUAUUUGAACUCCUCUGAUAACCAACUACAGAGACAUUGUUGUGACAAGACAAACACAAGACAUACACAUAAUUCAUGGCCUUGAUCUGUCUUCUGUAUUUUACACAAACAUUUUUAUUUUUUGCUAGGUUACUACUAGGCAAUUACCUACAAAAUGUUUGACUUUGUAGCUCAAUCUAAAAAGGCGAUCAGCUGAGCUUUGAGUUGUUAUAAUGCAUACUGAACGUUCAAAUAUUCAAUUAAUUUUUUUUAAAACCUAUGACAUGCAAAGAUGCACUAUGCUGUUGUUUUCAAACAUGUUUUAAAGUGAUAUGUCUACCACUUUCGUUGUAACAAUAGAUAUCCUUUCCUGUGGUCAUUUAUCCCAUUUUUUUAGCUGGAUCCUGAAUAAGCUGUUUACUCCCCAAGGUUUCGCUGCAUUUCCAUUUACUUUGUUAUCUAUCAGCAGAAAGGCUGAAGAACAGCUCUUCAGUAAUGACAUCAAUACUGCACACACAGUGAGAGAGGUCAUCUUGUCAAAGCUGUGGAAAAAUCAGAUGGAUUAGGAUGAAACUAGGUGCAAAAUAACUUUGAUAGAGUCUUUAAUGUAAACAGUUUAUCUGUCACCAGGUUUCAUCUAAAUCCCAGAGUGAUGCAGCAUCUGUUGUAGCCACAGCAGUGUGUUUUGAUAAAAAGCCCACUUUCCAGCAUUUAAGAUCUACAGUCAUGUUUUGUAAUUGUAGGGAAAUGUUUUCAUUGAGCCAUUAAUGAAAACAGAAGCUAUUAGGAUAGUGCAGUCAUUCUUCUCAGUCUGUAACUAUGAAAAAUCCUUUCAUGAAGAUAUGCCUCUACUUGCUACCUCAGUCCCUUUAAAUUGAUACUCAAAUUAUUUUAUUCUGCACAACACUAGUAGAAACAGCUGUGUAUCAUCAACCACGUGAAAGGAAUUCUCCAUCUUCUGUUAGACCAGUCUUUGGAAAUAAGGGAUUUGAUGGCUGACGUCUGAGGUACUAAUUCACAUGGCAGUGACAUAGGUUCCUAUCGUUGUGUUUGUUCAUUAUCAGCAAAAGCUUUCUGCAGCUGCUGUGAGAUAUGAGGUGAACUUGAUGUAGUUAUGAGCAAAGAACAAGGCACACCACUAAACUGUAUGGUGUUAUCAAAGGCUUUUCACUUUUUCAGACUCAAAGAAUCUCGUGUAACUGUUUCUGCACAUGUUGUUAUUGCAGAGGUCAUCUCUUACUGGGGACAGGGAUUAAUACAGCCCUCAGGAGUAAUGGUUGCUGUAGACUGUACAGUUGUAUAGAUCAACAACAAGAAGGUUGCCCCUGCAGACUGCAGGCAUGGUCUUACCUCAGUUGCAUGCAUCAGCAUUGGAGGAACUGGAGAAGCCCCAUCCCUCCCACUGAAUUGCCUUUCCCAUGGGUUGCCUAGUAUGCACUGGCAUCUCAGUGACUAAAAAACUUUCUACUGCAGUAGAGAAAAUAAUGCAAGAAAGGAAAAUACUGGAAGGUGAGCAGCUCUAGCCAAGACUGAAAUGCCUUUGUUGAAAAGAAGGAUAAAUAUGGCUGCAAGAAUUUCUCUCUUCACAUUCCCACAAAUAAGCAGGCCCCUCAGCGCUCUCUUAAGCAUUUGCAUUUCACAGGUUUAGUUUUUCAUGCCACUAGCCUGAAGCAGCCAAACUAUCAGCCGUGCCACUAGAAAUCAUUCACCUCAAGGAAAAGCUUUAGACACAGACCUGGUGCCUCUAUCACUAAUUAAGUGGAGGUGGAAAGACCAUUUGUUCCUGAGCAGAGCCAUAAGGCCCAUACAUUGGAGAUCUGCCAGCUUUUUGGGAAUGGGAGGGAGGAGGGAAAUACAGCUUUCAGUCCUCAGGAUGGAUCACGUACUCUGUGUGUGCAUGCAUGCCUGUGCACACAUGUUUUUAUAAAGAAGGCUUUAUUAUUAGCAUGGAGAAAAAUACAUUUCCCCAAGUCCUUUGGCAUACAUAUGCCACUUAUGUAAAAGUCUUGCACUGUUUUGGCAGCAAGCAAAGGCAGCAGCAGCUGAGAUAAUUGAUUGACACCAAUAUUGUUGUUGUUAAAGGAAAAGCCAGACUUGACUGUACUGU
Messenger RNA from Meleagris gallopavo (turkey), 5746 nucleotides. The record is from RefSeq and is a predicted model, not a curated record. Lineage: Eukaryota; Metazoa; Chordata; Aves; Galliformes; Phasianidae.